AUGAUUCUCCUUGUGAAGAGCGGAGCAUGCGCGAAAUCUAAUCGGAGGUCAUUCAGUUUCUGCUUUUUCUGUUUUUCGGGUCAGUCGCGGCUUGUAAUCUCACUGUUGUAUCUCUUAGAGCGACCUUGUUCCGACCAUCAUCCUCACACACUCAUUCGGUCUCUUCCGCCAGCCACCGCCUCAAUGCCUUCCGAAGGUAGAGAAUGUAUUUCUAUUCACAUUGGACAAGCAGGAGCCCAAAUAGGAAAUGCCUGCUGGGAACUCUACUGCUUGGAACACGGCAUAGACCAAAGUGGAUUUUUGGAUGAAUCAAUCGAUCAGAAAAGAGUGGACUUCAUCAGGUGGUCUAAAAUGAUGCAUACUCAAUAUAAUGUAUUAGUCACUAUUUACUCUACCCUAUUUCAGUCGCUUCAAGCAUUUUAUUCCGAGUCCAAUAAUGGGAAGUUCGUACCACGUGCCAUCUACAUUGACCUCGAACCUACUGUAUUGGGUGAGUUAUUUCUAGUUACAGCUUACGUUGUACAGCAAAAAACCAUACCAAGAGCUGCGAGAACUCGGAAAAUGCAUCUCUGGUCGGUGACACCCGCAAUUCGCUUUGCAGCUUGGACUAUACUGAUUAUUACCGUAAUGGAAUAA
This is a messenger RNA of Cooperia oncophora, 636 nucleotides long. NCBI's taxonomy places the organism in Eukaryota, Metazoa, Nematoda, Chromadorea, Rhabditida, Trichostrongylidae. The record is from the annotation of a GenBank genome assembly.